Messenger RNA from Pleuronectes platessa (European plaice), 2686 nucleotides. It is a transcript of the gene pigm, whose product is annotated as phosphatidylinositol glycan anchor biosynthesis, class M. Gene Ontology annotation, molecular function: alpha-1,4-mannosyltransferase activity; GPI mannosyltransferase activity. The transcript is spliced from 8 exons. NCBI's taxonomy places the organism in Eukaryota, Metazoa, Chordata, Actinopteri, Pleuronectiformes, Pleuronectidae. Gene Ontology annotation, cellular component: membrane; glycosylphosphatidylinositol-mannosyltransferase I complex. Gene Ontology annotation, biological process: GPI anchor biosynthetic process. The record is from RefSeq and is a predicted model, not a curated record. The coding region runs from base 195 to 1430 and encodes 411 amino acids.
UACGACCGGCUCGCGAGGCUCUGAACGUCACCACAUACGUCGUCAGCACAAGCCUCGAUACGCGCUUCACAACAAUCUUCCUGGAUUACUAGACACACGCCUCAAACCCUCGCCAUGGAAGGACCUAUGGGAAGGACACAUCCAUACUAGUUAGCCAGAGUUAGCUUAUAGUGGUGACCUGGUUCUCCUGCGCGAUGGAGCGGCUGAUCUCCACGCUCACCGACAAACACGCCCUGUUCUCGGUUUCCCUCGCUGUGCGACUGGCUUUGGUCGCCUAUGGAGACCACCAGGACCGGACUAUGGCGGUGAAGUACACGGACAUUGACUACCAUGUGUUCACGGAUGCUGCAAGGUUCAUCACUGAGGGCGAGUCCCCGUACAACAGAUCAACCUACCGCUACACUCCUCUGCUGGCCUGGCUUCUCACCCCCAACAUCUAUCUCAGCAUGGUGUUUGGCAAGAUCCUAUUCGUUGUGUGUGACGUGCUGUCCGGACUGCUCAUCUACAGAAUCCUGCGCCUGCGAGGUCUGACCUCUGAGACUGCACGUCGUGUUUCGUCUCUGUGGCUCCUCAACCCACUGGCCAUGGGAGUGUCCACCCGAGGGAACGCUGAGUCCAUCCUGGCAGCCUUGGUGCUGGGGACAUUACUCUGUAUGGAAGGCCGACAUCUCAUAUGCGCCGCUGUCUUGUACGGCCUGUCGGUGCAUAUGAAGAUCUACCCCGUUACAUAUGCUCUGACCAUCGCUCUGACCCUGCGCACACCAGAGAGCCGAGCAGAGGACAAACAGAGGUGGAGGAGAAUUAUCAGGUUCAUUGGAAGCUUCCUCAACACUGAGCUGUUCCUCUUUGCAGCUGUGGCCGGAGGAGUUUUCUGUGGACUCACAGCCCUCUUCUAUCACAUGUAUGGCUGGGAGUUCCUUCAUCAGACCUACUUGUACCACCUGACCAGAAGAGACAUCAGACACAACUUCUCUCCAUACUUCUACAUGCUCUACCUCACUGCAGACAGCAGGUGGAGCCAGUGGCUUGGCCUGGCUGCGUUUCUCCCUCAGCUCAUCCUGCUGCUGGCAGCAUCAUGGGCAUUUCGCACCGACCUGGCUUUUUCCUGUUUCCUUCACACAGCCAUCUUCGUCUCCUUCAACAAAGUCUGCACUUCACAGUACUUCUUGUGGUACCUGUGCCUACUUCCUCUGGUCAUCCCUCGUCUGAGUCUGUCUCUGAAACAGGGGGCGGGACUGCUGCUCCUCUGGUUUGCUGGACAGGGUAUUUGGUUGGGGCCGGCCUACUUCCUGGAGUUUGAAGGCUACAACACCUUCCUGUUGAUCUGGCUCGCUGGACUGCUCUUCUUGAUCAUUAACUGUUUCGUCUUGAUUCAGAUCAUAGUCCACUACAAACCAGCACAAACUUCUCAGAGACUAAAGGUUGAAUGAUCUGAAUGUGGAAGGAAUUUUCACUCUGAUCGCAGAUUCAAUAUGAAGAUUCAAAGGAUGUUCCACUUUUCUGUGGUUUUACGUGGAGUUGAUGGACUAAAGUUUGAUCAAUCUCCCCAGUGUUUUACUGGUAAUUACUUUGUCAUGUUACCUCAUUAUUCCUGGUACGGACCAGUCAUAUGUCUUACCACUUUUGGGGCGAACAAAUGUCAGAGGUAUUUCCAGUCCUUCUGAGUUAAAGCCACUGAUUAAAUGCUUGCCACUGCAAGUCAAAACCCUUAAAUCCUCAGCGACUCACACUGGAAAGAAAACUUUUUCCAUUUGCUGAAGGGGCCAAAAUACCUGAUGUAGAUCAGAGAAUCACACAAAGUUCCUUCAGUCUGAACAACCAUGAAUCAGGCAAGUUUUCUCAGUUUAGAGAAAAUACUCAAUAAAUAUUGAUGCUCACUGCUUCACCAGAACAAACAAGUGUUGUUAGGGCUCGUUAAAUUCAACAUUUGUUGAUACAAAGAUAAAAGAGGUGCUCUGUGGUGUGAUCGGAGACACUGACCCUCAGGGUAAAAUAAUGCACUUUUUAUAUAAUGUAAAAUUUGAACGUUUACCUCCGUUACAAAGUCAUGCUUUCAUCCUGUUUGUCUGUUGGCAGGAUUAUGCAAAAUAAUAAAACCCUUAGAACUGAUUUGAUUUGAUCCAGGAUUUUUUUUGACUGCUUCAUUUAAUAUUGUGAGAUAGGACUCUCUUUUUUUGACAUUUCUGUGAAAUGUCUAUGAAAAAAUUUACAAUCUGGCAUGUGCAGAAUGGUAAUUUCUAUGAUAUAACUAUUUUUAGAGGGAUAUUAUUUAUUCAGUUACUGUAGGGUAACAAAUAUUCCUUUCAACUGUACCAAAGAAUGGACAUAUGGCCUGGGUUUCACAUUAGUAAUGCAUUAUAUAGUUCUGUGUACAUGGUAUAUGUAUCUGAUCUCAAUACAUGUAAAUGUAACAUUAUGAAAGAGUGGCCUUCUAGUUUAUGCGAUUAUACAGGAAUAUAAUCUCUAAACAGAAACAAUUGCAUUUUGUUUUUUAAAUGCUCAUCAGCUCAUUGUCAAAAACUUUACCAAUGUCUUAAACAGGCAAAUAAUCAAUAUAAAGUCCAAUAGCAUGUAAUGAGUUGGAGUUUGGUUUAAAAUGUUUUAUUUUUUUGUGUAUAUUGUGAUUCAUCCCUCUGGUCCAGUAAUGAACAGAUAAAUAAAACUGAAUUAGUAUGGAACCAAUGAA